This is a messenger RNA of Aplysia californica (California sea hare), 3299 nucleotides long. RefSeq names its product probable serine/threonine-protein kinase fhkB. The record is from RefSeq and is a predicted model, not a curated record. Gene Ontology annotation, biological process: regulation of transcription by RNA polymerase II. Gene Ontology annotation, cellular component: nucleus. Gene Ontology annotation, molecular function: RNA polymerase II cis-regulatory region sequence-specific DNA binding; DNA-binding transcription factor activity, RNA polymerase II-specific. Lineage: Eukaryota; Metazoa; Mollusca; Gastropoda; Aplysiida; Aplysiidae.
CUCAUGAAGCGCAAGCCGAUCCAGUCUCGUAGGAUGCAGGAGUACCACCAGAUGCGUCAGCUGACCAGUCACUCAGGGAGAGAAUGGCGAUGUCCGGUCCAGUCUUGUGGUCGCAUCCUGCACUCGGCUCCUGGCUUCCGCUACCACAAGCAGUCACAUAACCGCAAGGAAAAUGAAAGCUUUACCUGUGAUAUCUGUUUUAAAACAUUUAAAAGUUCCAAUGGUUUAAAGUAUCAUCGCAAAGGGAAGCGAUGCCGAGGAGCUCUUCAGGUCUCUGCUACGCCCAGCUCAUCUUACGCUGCCAGCACAUCCAGUGCCAGCAUUGUCACAGGCAGCAGCAACCACUGCUCCUCCACCUCUUCCUCCUCCUCCCUCAACCACGCCCAGAAGCUGAUGGAGUUGGCUGACAUUGCCACAGGACCACAGAGUCCUCUACUGCAGAGUCAGUGCCCGGACAGCAGGGGAAGAUUUCCCUUUGAUGACUCUGAGACUUCGGCUGCCAUUACCCUCAGCAGUAUGGCUCAGCGUUCAAGAGGUGUCAAGAGCUACAAAGGCACCAAAGUUCUGCAUCAGCCAGGGUCAGAAUUUGCUCACCGUGUGCAUCCAACACCACCUGCUCAACAACAACAACAGCAGCAGCAGCAGCAGCAGCAGCAACAACAACAACAACAGCAACAACAACAACACCAACAACAGCAGCAGCAGCAACAACAGCAAGAGGAGCAGGAGAAACACAAAGCAAAACGUCCGAUGAAUGCGUUCAUGCUGUAUGCACAGAAGAAUCGAGGAGACUUCAACAAAAAGUACCCAGAGACCAAUAACAGAUUGAUAAGUACGAAACUAAGUGAGGCUUGGCGGCUCCUUCCUGAGGAUGAGAAACGAAAGUGGAAAGAGGAAGCCACACGAAGAGCCGAGCAACAGAAGCAGAAGCAUCCGGAUUGUUGGAAGCGCAAGAAAUGACUUACAUUUUGCUGAAGCACUGUCUUUCCCUCGUUACGAAAGGAGAAAGUUGUUUAUGUCAAGUCUGGUAAAGACAUAGGACUGAUGGAGGCAAAGGACCUAUAGUUGACAGACAUGUGUUUUACAGUGUGCUUUGAUCACAGUAGAGUAAUUUUGUGCAAAAGCUUCCUCUAGAACUUUCUCUGUUGUGGAAUGGAUUAUUUCAUGGAGCGUCACGUGAGACAAACAGAGAGCAAUGUUUUAGAGGCUGAAGUGUAUUAACCUUGUGGACAUGUUAGAGGGUGAUGGUAUUAUCACUUGAGCUGGAAGUAGUUUAUGCAGAGAGAAGGUUGUGAUGUUUUAUUCCAAACUUAUUUCCCAUAUUUAGUUACCUAUUGACAACAUAGGACAUAUCGUGUAGUCUUGAAAUUGGGUUUACUUGAAAAGCCCAGUCUAGUGUGGCAUGUUUUCUUAACAAAGGUAAACCCCCACAAUUCUAAUGCGUUGAAUUUUGUAAAGCCAAUUCAUUCACCAUCGUCAGUCAGUAUACUCAAAAGGUAUUGUUUAAAGGGUUUCUUAUUUGUUGACGAACUUCAUGGGUUGAGUAUUGCUCCGUCAUUUAUGUUAAGAUUUUCUUAAUUGUUGAAAUGGCACAUUAGUUUGAUUAUAGAUUGUGAUAGACACUGAACUGUGUUGACACUGAUUCAACAAAUGGUUAAUGUUUGUCAUAAACCGUGUAAGUUCAUUCAAAGAAAGAAUACAUAUAUGUGGUUUAUGACUUUCAACGACAAAAUGCUGUUCCUUGACCCUAAUUCUACCAAUACGAGGUGAUAAUACAACAGAGAGCCCAGUAUCUUGCUCCCAGCAUGCUGGAGAUGAUCUGUUGACUCUUGGGUCAAACGACUGUUUUACUGCUUUGCUUUCGUCAAGCUAGAUGACAUUGAGCUGGAAAGAAGACUACGAAAUGUUACCAGACAGACUCAUCAAAGUUCCAACGCAGUCCACUGCAGAAUUUAAAGUUGACCGCGACGUCUUUCAUGUCAUGGCAGCAUUGGCCUUGCACUAGUCUAGGCUUAAACAUGGCACACUCUGACACCAUCACCUGCUCCGAGCAAACAUUUGAGGUGCCACUUCACUGGAAUUAUCAGGAAUUCUGGAAAUAUCUGAUGUUUCAGACUCUUUGUUUGUUGUUAGACAGUCGAUGUACUACCUGUGGAUGUGAUGUAUAAAUGUCUUUGUAGAUGCAAUUCAUUUAAUCUCCAGAGGUUUCGGUAGCUCCAGGUGAUUCCUCUGAACACUGCUCAGUUCCAGGUCAACUUUCCAAGCAGGAGUGCAGCGAGAACUGUAUUUAGCGGAAGUGUUUUUGUGAAAAUGUUAUUGGACUUUCCAUUUGUCACUCAGUGUUGAUUAGGUGGAUGAUUUUUGGUUAUAAAAGUCCCAGAGAAACAUAACCUCAUGGGGCAUAAAUAAAAGGCUAAUUAUUUUAUUUGAAUUGAGGUCAAACAUAUUAAUUUCUAAAGUUGCUAACUUUUAAAGAGAGUGUUACUAGAUCGAUAACAACAACUAAAGAAAGUUUGUAUUUCAGGAGAAAUGUGUAGACUUUGAAGUGAACUUUUAACUUUUAUCUUGACCUUAAUUUCUUCAUAAAGUAUAAUUUGUGAUAAUAUGCCAAAAUAUGUUUAGAAAAGGCAAAAUAUAUGCCAAAAUACUUCUGGAAUGACAAGUUGUAUGUCAAAGUGUAUCUUAAAUAUGGUAGUGUGGCUACAAUUAAGAGUAGGCCCUACUGGGGCAAUAGUGUUGUUGUUUCAGUUUUGUCGGAAGUCUGGACAACUCUUUUGGCCCUUUUGGUUACAUAUUGUGAAAAAAAGUAAUAAAAAAAAAUAUAAGUGAAAAAUUACUGACUUUUAAAAUACCAUAAAUUUUUAUUUUUUGCUUGAGCAAAUGAUUUGAUGAAUGUUGCUGACAUUCAUUAUUUUGACGCUUUUGCCAAACUGGAUUUUAAUACUAUAUUAUGUUAUAAAAUAUGAAUGAAAAAGUAUUUGUUUUCAAAGACUUUCUUUGAAAAUGUAUAUCAGAAUGAAUCAUUAUGUCCGAGGCUUUCAAUUUUUACUGCCUGCUGAUUUUACUUUGUGUUACGUGUGUGUGUGUGUGUGUGUGUGUGUGUGUGUGUGUGUGUGUGUGUGUGUGUGUGUGUGUGGGUGUGUGUGUGUGUGGCACGAAGGUCUGCACCUGUGUUGUUGAUAGCUCUGUGGACAUGAGUAGGAACAUGGGGUAAAAAGAAAAAACUGUAGAGCAUAGGAAAUUGACAUAUGAGAAUGAUGGAGUGCUACAGUGUAAUUCCUCUUUGUUUAAAAAAAAAA